Messenger RNA from Eruca vesicaria subsp. sativa (arugula), 1707 nucleotides. The record is from the annotation of a GenBank genome assembly. Lineage: Eukaryota; Viridiplantae; Streptophyta; Magnoliopsida; Brassicales; Brassicaceae.
AUGCUGAACCUGAACCAACCUCCAAACCCGAACGAGAAUCGUUACAAGAUAUUGAUAUACGACGAGUUCUGCAAGAAGAUUAUCGCUCCUUUGAUGUCAGUGAAGGAUCUUCUCAAACAUGGAGUUACACUCCACUCUUCCAUCGAUAAGAAAUUGCUCACCAAUAAGACAAAAAGAGACGAUGUUCCUGAUGUAGCUGUCUACUUUGUUCAACCUACUGAAUCCAACAUCCAGAAAAUCGUCACAGAUGCUUCCUCUUCUCCUCCCUACGUUACCUUUCAUCUAAACUUCUCUUCCUCAAUCCCUCGUACGCUCCUCUACACCCUCGCUUCAGAGACUCUUACUUCAGGUUCCGUUGGAAGAUUUGCGAAGGUGCAUGACCAGUACUUGGAGUUUGUGUCUUUGGAAGAUAACUUGUUUUCUUUGUCACAACCCUCUGUCUAUCUUCAGCUGAACGAUCCAUCACCAGAGGAGGUGAUCGAGAAGGUGGCUGAUGGGGUCUUCUGUGUAUUGGCAACGCUUGGUGUAGUCCCUGUGAUCAAGUGUCCUCGUGGUGGACAUGCGGAGAAGGUGGCGGUUUCGUUGGAUAAGAAACUUAGGGAACAUACCAAUCUGGUUAACGAAGGUGGUAAAGGUUUCAUGCAGCGGCCUUUGUUGUGUAUUUUCGAUAGAGACUUCGAACUCUCUGUUGGGAUACAGCAUGACUUCAGAUACAAACCUCUUGUCCAUGAUGUUUUGGGAUUGACGAAGCUCAAUGGUGGUUCAGACCCGUUUAUGUCGGCAAAUGGUUCUCUAGAGUUUCCACAAGUCGCUGAGGAGAUUGAAACUGAGUUGAAAAAUUACAAGAAAGACGUGGAAGAGGUUAAUAUGAAAACCAACGAGUUUGAUGGAACUAAUUUGAUUGGGAACACAAAGCAUUUGAUGAAUGCUGUGAACUCAAUUCCGGAGUUGACAGCGAGGAAGGAGAUGAUUGACAAACACACCAACAUCGCCACCGAGCUCUUAGGAGAGAUCAAGAAACGGUCUCUGGAUGUGUUCACUGAGAAAGAGAACGAGAUGAUGAUGAAAGGAGGCAGCAUAGACAUGAGCGAGCUUCUAGAUGUUUUAAAUAAGAAAGGUACGAAGAUGGACAAGCUGAGGUUUGCCAUCAUGUACAUACUAUCAUUGAAAACCAUGAACCAGGCAGAGAUUGAAGCCGUGGAAGCUGCAUUGCGUGAAGCAGAGGUCGACACAAGAGCGUUUUAUUACGUGAAAAAGAUUAAGUCGCUGGACUUAUCUUUAACAGCCGCGGCAGACUCAGCAAACGGAAGCAACAUUGUUGACUGGGCUGAGAAGCUGUAUGAUCAGUCUAUAAGCGCAGUCACUGCAGGAGUCAAGAAUCUCUUAUCAAGUGAUCAGCAGCUGGCUGUGGCACGGACCGUUGAAGUCUUGACCAAGGGACAGCCGAAUCCAGAAACCGAUUCAUACCUUAUGCUGGAUCCAAUAGCUUCAAAGACAGGAUCUAGUGUGAAUGGGCCGUUCAGAGAAGCCAUAGUUUUCAUGGUCGGUGGAGGUAACUACAUCGAGUACAACAGUUUGCAGGAGCUGUCGCAGAGACAGGCAAUGGUUAAGAACAUUAUAUAUGGAGCCACUGAGAUGCUUACCGGAAGUGAGGUCGUUGAGCAGCUUUCCCUGUUGGGAGAGAAGAUGGGACUUGAAGAGACAUGA